ACGAAUUCCUUCUCUUCACUGGGACACCCAUUGUGACAGGGCCACUUGUAUAUAAGCGGGGAAUGGAACACUAUCUCGCGCAUACGUUAAUUUAUGUGGCUAAUUCCGUUGGCCAACUUCAGUUCAGUCUAACUUCUGCUCCGAAAGCCACCACUCCUUCGAUCGAUUCGCAGCUAAAUGAGCAUCUGAAUGGGCAUUUUUACACAGAAUAGAGUCCAUUAAACACUGGUAGAAAUGGGAGCCGGGCAGAAAGAGUGUGCGGAUCCACUGCGGAUUAGGAUCGGCGGCAUCGAGGGUGGCCAACAGAAGCCCCUCAACCGGGUGACAACCACCAAGUACACUUGGUUCACAUUCCUGCCCAUCAAUUUCUAUCAGCAGUUUAGGCGGGCCGUCUACUUUUACUUUCUGAUCAUCACAAUUGUAUCGUUUUUCGUAAACGAAACAAUAUCGCCACUGGUGUUCCUGCUGCCCCUGCUCUUUGUCAUGGCCAUAACGGCGCUGAAAGAGGGAUUGGAGGACUAUUCAAGAUCGAAAAGCGAUAAACUGGUCAAUACAGCGAGAGUAACUGUCAUAAGGAACGGCAAGGAGGAAACCAUCAACUCGCAGUUUGUUGUGCCAGGCGAUCUCGUGGUGGUGCGAAACGACGGCGAUGUGCCCUGUGACCUGGUGCUGCUGCAAUCGUCUAGUGCGGAUCGCAGGUGCUUCGUGACCACAGCCAAUUUGGAUGGAGAGACCAAUUUGAAGACCAUCUGCGUGCCGCCAAACUAUGUGCUUUCCGCCGAAGAUCAUGAGCUGCGGGUCAGGGAUUUCAUUGUCUGCGAGCCUUCUACCGCCGAUCUCUACAGCUUUAAUGGCCGCCUGGAGCUGAGGUCAGGGAACGAGGCUGAAGGCUCCAGCGGUGGUGACGCCCUGCCCCUGACCAUUGAUAACCUGCUCCUGCGCGGAGUCCGAGUCAAAAGCACCGAGCGGGUGGUUGGCUGUGCCAUCUACACCGGCAUGCACACCAAGUUGCAGCUGAAUAGCCGCUACACCGGCACCAAGUCGGCAUCCAGCGAGAAGUACAUCAACAAGUUCAUGGUGGCCCUCAUCGUGGGAAUGGUCGUGGUGGUGGUGGUCUUGUAUCUCAUCGAACGUCACAGGGAGGCGAAGAUUGCGCCAACCAUGCCCUACCUGGGUCCACCAAUCGACCUCAAUUCCGCGUGGGAAAUCUUCGAGGACGUGCUCUCCUUUCUGCUGCUCUUCAAUUACAUGGUGCCCAUUUCCGCCUAUAUGAACAUCGAAGUGUAUCGCAUCUACGGCAUGCACUUCAUGCACAAUGAUCUCCAUCUGUACGAUGAGGAAACCGAUCAGCCUUGCCGGGUCAACGCGUCCAAUCUGAACGAGGAACUGGGCCAGGUCAACAUCCUGUUCUCCGACAAAACAGGCACACUCACCAAGAACCUUAUGAAAUUCAUCAAAUGCUAUGUGCCAGCUGUUAACUAUGAGCUCCAAAGUACCCACCUUGUUUCUGAGGCCACCGGUGAGCAGUUCGAACUGGGAAAUCUCGAUGCCAAUGCAGCACUCCUUUUCGAGGCACUGGCCGUGUGUCAUACGGUGGAAGUGCUCCAGGAAGUGGGCGAGAAGACUCUGGAGUCGUCGGACUCACCGGACUCCGUGUCGGAGCAAAGUCGCUUGAUGAGCAGGAACAUUGUUGAGCGCUAUCAGGCGUCCAGUCCGGACGAGAAGGCUCUUCUCGAGGGCUGCGCCAGUCUGGGUCUAGUGUACGAGGGUCAGGAGGACGAUGUCCUACGCAUCUGCCGGUAUCCAAGCGCCGAAAGGAUGCAGUUCAAAAGACUGCACGUGCUGGAGUUCAGUUCGGAGCGACAGCGGAUGAGCGUCAUUGUCCGAGAUCAGAGCGGCGUAAUCUGGCUAUAUUCCAAGGGAGCGGAAAGCACCAUCUUUUCACGCUGCAAGGCGAGUCCUCUUGUGCAGCAGACGGACGCGCAGAUAACGAAAUAUGCCCAGAACGGCCUGCGCACCAUGGCGGUGGCACGACGCCGGCUGACCGAUGAAGAGUUGUCCCAUUUCGAGGAGCUCUACCGGAAUGCCAACACCCAGUUGAGCAACAGGAACGAACUGAUAUCAGAAUGCUACGAGGCAGUCGAGAAUGAGCUGGACCUUCUGGGCGCCACUGCCUUGGAAGACGCACUGCAGGAGCACGUGGGCGAGACGCUAGAGGCCCUGCAAGCGGCUGGUCUGAAGAUCUGGGUGCUCACCGGCGACAAAGUGGAGACGGCCUACAACAUUGGACUGGCCUGCCGCCAUAUACCGCCCGGAUCGAAGCAGCACUUUAUCAUCAACACGACUGAGCCAGCAGAGCUCCUUGCCCGCUUGCAGAUGAUUGGCGCUGACGAUCCGGAGGUGCUGAUAGUAGAUGGAACUACCAUAGCCGCCCUGCUGGCGCACACACCUCAUCAGUUCGCCGACCUUGCCCUACGCUGCCGAGCGGUACUUUGUUGCCGACUUAGUCCGCUGCAAAAGUGCGAGAUUGUCACGCUGAUCAAGCGGCGCAAGAAGCACAUUACGGCCGCGAUUGGCGACGGCGCCAACGAUGUGUCCAUGAUCCAGGAGGCGCACAUCGGCAUUGGGAUCACGGGUCGCGAGGGAAAGCAAGCCGCCCGCUGCGCCGACUUUGCGAUUGCCCGCUUUGAAAUGCUGCGCCGCCUGCUCCUCGUCCACGGGCACUACAACUCCCAGCGGCUGGCCUUCCUGGUGCUCUUCUACUGCUACAAGAACGUAAUCAUCACUGGGUGCAUGGCUCUCUACCAGGUCUACGACCUGUACUCCGCCACCAACAUCUACAAUUCGAUCUAUCUUUGGCUCUUCGACAUCGUCUACAUCUCGUUCAGCUUCACGGUCGUGGCCAUUUGGGAUAAGGACUACAGUGAGGAGACGCUGCUCAGUCAUCCUGAGCUAUACAAGCCUCUAGCCCACAACAGACAGGCCUCAAUGGGGGUUUUCAGUCUGUGGAUGCUCAACGGAUUUGUCCAGUGCUUCACAAUCUUCUAUUUCACCUACGCCAUGCUCAACGACGCGAAUGUGCUCUUCAAUGGCGGGCAGACCGCCAGUUUCCAGACCUUUGGCACCAUGCUCAUCACCAUCAUCGUGAUUGUGGGCAAUCUGAAGCUGCUUCUGGUGGCCCGCUACAUGACCUAUCGCAACUUCGCCAUGAUCCUCGCCUCCAUCGCCGCCUUCAUGCUGACCACGUACCUCUACAACCUGGACACCAGCAGCGAGCUCCACGACGUCUACAACCAGUUCCUCAGCUCGCUUCCCAUCUGGCUGUUCACGAUAAUUUGCUCGGCAGCCUGCCUGCUGCCCGACUUGGUCACCAGGGUCGUUAGUGACAUGUCCAGAAACGUGCCACCAACCAAGAGCAAGCCAGUAGUCUAAGUACACUUACAAUGAUUUAAUAGAGUAGGCGAUGAUCACAUUUCAUGAUGGUUUCCGGCGCGGUGUAUUGUACAAA
Messenger RNA from Drosophila erecta, 3508 nucleotides. Its product is annotated as probable phospholipid-transporting ATPase IF. Gene Ontology annotation, cellular component: plasma membrane; endoplasmic reticulum; trans-Golgi network. The record is from RefSeq and is a predicted model, not a curated record. Gene Ontology annotation, molecular function: ATP hydrolysis activity; ATPase-coupled intramembrane lipid carrier activity; ATP binding. The transcript has 7 exons. Bases 235 to 3432 code for a protein of 1065 amino acids. Lineage: Eukaryota; Metazoa; Arthropoda; Insecta; Diptera; Drosophilidae. Gene Ontology annotation, biological process: phospholipid translocation.